ACCCAUUGUUUUUUUCCAUACUUUUAAGUAUGGGAAAGCUUCUUCCAUCGUGUCUCUUUCUUUUGUUCUUUUUUUUAUUACUUUUUUUAGUCCAUCAAUCUCCAUUUGGGUUUUCAUUUUUUAUCAAACCAUUAAAAGAAAAGUUCUGUUUCCUAUCAUUUUGGUUGGGAAACUUAUUUCAUAUGAGUCUUGAAUUUUGAUCAUAGCAUUAGUAGGAGAACUUUCCAUUUCCAUAACCAAAUAAUAAUAAAAAAAAACAAUCGUGAAGGGCCAAAGGGAAAGAAAAUUCAUCUCCCACAACCUUACCACCAUCAUUUGUCUUCCCCUCUCUAUCUUACCUUCUCAUGAGCCCUGGCGGUGGUAGGACUAGACRACGAACCCCAACAAUGACAAGACUCCACGGUUCAUUUUCUGAGCAACCCUACGCAAACUCUGGUGACCUUCAUCAUUCCGGCGAUUGGUACAUAAAGCAGUAUAACAUGGAAGAAUUUAACGCUGAGCUAAAGAAAAUUAGAGACGAAAUCCAUGAACGAGUCAUUGAAGAAUUGAAURCUGAGCUAAAGGAAAUAAGAGACGAGAUUCAAGAACAUGUCAYAGAGGUGCAUAAUGUAGAGCUAAAGAAGAUGAGACAAGACAUCGAUAAGAUUCAGGGGCAAGUCACAGGRAUUUUAAAUGUUUUAAAGAAGAUUGUUACAGUUGGGGACAUUUCUCAACCUAACAAUUUAGUCGAACCUCAUAAUAAUUCAUCACUUAGGGUGGGCCCAUCUCUUUUUAGGAAAAGAAAGUGCACGGAGAUGGAGAGAGGCAAACGAACAAAUGUCAGUGCCUUUAAUUGAUAAAGAUCCAAAGAAUAAAAGCUCUAUUAAAAGGAAAAAUAAAGUCCAGGCAGUAAUCUCGAAGCGCAAGUGGAGGCACCAACAAGGAUCUACGGUAUAUAAUCCCGUAUACGAUACCCAUGAACUCGUUGGCUCUGCAGAAUGACCCACAUCCAAAAUUUCCAGCAUUACCUGACAAUCAUAAUAGUCGGAGGCAACUAAAGUAAAAUAGCUUUCAUCCAAUCCCAAUAUCCUAUACCAAGCUAUUAUCACAAUUAUUUCAAAGUCAUCUAUUAGCUCCGGUACCCGUAGAACCAUUGCAGCCACCUUAUCCAAAGUGGUACGACCCGCAAGUCAACUGUGGUUACCAUGCAGGAGAUGUAGGUCAUUCAACUGAGAACUGUACUUCACUGAACCAUAAAGUGCAAGUUCUAUUGAAGGCAGGGUGGCUUAAGUUUUCAAAGGAAGAUGAUCCACAGAURAAGCACUAGAAUCAUGAAUGUACAAGGUUGACCUAUUGCUUUGCAUUAUUAAUAAAG
Momordica charantia (bitter melon) is the source of this 1354-nucleotide messenger RNA. NCBI's taxonomy places the organism in Eukaryota, Viridiplantae, Streptophyta, Magnoliopsida, Cucurbitales, Cucurbitaceae. The record is from RefSeq and is a predicted model, not a curated record.